UAACGACUUGUUUUUGUGAUAUUUAAUGGCAGUGGGAAUCGCAACCAGUAACCAUAUCUUGAAAUGAAGCCCGUCCACGACUCCACCGGUGACGAGCACUCACCACUGCGUUUUACGAAGCGACAGGGCUCCGGCUCUCUGCAAACUAAGGACAUGGCAACAACCAUUCCUCCAGGCACAAUUGUUCCUGAAGUUCUUGGAAAUACAAAUUACGAGAACUGGAGUGCUUGCAUAAAAAACUAUCUGUUGGCUCAAGAUCUUUGGGACAUUAUUGAAACAACAACGGAACCUCCUAAACCAGAAGAUGAUGCAGUGGAAUUCAAGGCUUGGAGGAAGAGGAAUGCUGCAACUUUACAUGCAAUUCAGAUUUCAUGUGGGAUGGACAUACUGUCUAAGAUCAAGGAUAUUAGUUCUGCCAGAAUUUUGUGGGAUACAUUAGCUAAAAUGUAUGAGCAACCCGCAGAAGGAAUCGACCCAGAGGUUGCACUAAUAAACUCAUCAAACACGUCAGAUAGAAAACAGAAUCAUGAGCAACCACCAAAUGAUGCUAAUCAAGAUGUAGGAAACCCAUCAAGCAGCCCAGGGAGCGACGGCAACCAGAACAAUGAAUUCUCUGGGUAUGCGGCCUUGCUUCAGGCUAUUCAAAGUGGUAAUUGGAACGCUACAAAUGAUUUCCUUAAGCUCCACCCCAAUGCAAAGACAGCGACAAUCGAAAAUAUUUCAGGCCAGACGCCUCUUCACACUGCUGUUGCUGCUGAACACGAACAUAUAGUGGAGAAGUUGGUGGAGAUAAUGAAGGAAGAAGACUUGGCAAUACUAGAUUAUGGCGGUAACACAGCACUAGCUUAUGCAGCUAUUAAGGGUAAUAACCGGAUGGUAAAGUGCAUGGUUAGAAAGAACAAGAGCUUAGUCAGCAUUGGAAAUAAUCAGCAAGAUAUUCCUGUUGUUAUUGCCUUUGAGAAUGGCCAUAAAGAAUUGGCUCGCUAUCUCUAUUUUCACACUCCUUUGGAAGAGCUAAAGCCAGAAAAAGGCCACAACGGUGCUACGCUUUUAAACCACACUAUCUAUACUGGACUUUUCGAUAUUGCUGUGCAUUUAAUGGAGGGUUGGCCGCGUUUGGCUUUUGCACCAGACAGAGACAAUUUCACCCCUUUGUAUGUAUUGGCUUCUAUGCCUCAUGCAUUCCCCGGUGCAACCCGGCUCGUGUUUUGGAAAAAAUGGAUCUACUCCUGUAUACGGAUUCCACGGGCUCAUACCACGGAAGAAAUUCGUUUGAACAUUCAAAACAAUCAAGAGAUAACUAUCGGAUCAGUGCGAGCUCUAUUGCGUCAGCUAGUUUCAAGUCUCCUUAACCUCUUGGGAUUCAAGCAAUUAUAUGAGAUGAAGUUGGUCCAUGUCAGAUCCUAUGAACUUGUGUCUUGCAUGUGCAAAGCUGUAUCAACUUUAGAUCAUCAAGACAUGAUAAAUGGUGGUGUUUAUUCAGCAAUAUUCCGGGCUAUGAGGGAAGGGAUCCUUGAGAUUGUUGUUGGAAUAGUGACAGCAAAUCCAAAACUUUUGCAUAUCCGUGAUGCGGAAAACAGAGGCAUCGUUAUGUUGGCUGCCCUACAUCGCCAUGCUGAUAUCUUUUUAGCGACAUUCCGCUCCAGACAGGCGAGCAUGUGGGCAGCUAACAGAGACAUCUUCGGCAAUAACGUAUUACAUAUGGUAGCAUUGUUAACAGAAUUCACUCCGCUUGAUCACAUCCCAGGUGCAGCUUUGCAGAUGCAAAGAGAACUGCAAUGGUUUAAGCAGGUGGAGAGCCUUUGCAAUCCCAUGAUUACAAACUUUAAGAACGCAGAUGGUUUGACUCCUAGACAGUUGUUUACAAAGACCCACAAGGAAUUGAUGAAAGAAGGAGAGCGAUGGAUGAAGGACACAUCAACUUCUUGUACGGUAGUAGGCGCUCUCAUCGUCACUAUUAUGUUUGCAGCAGCAUUUACCGUUCCAGGUGGUAAUAAUCAAGAGACAGGCUUGCCAAUAUUCUUACAUAAUAACAUGUUUAAGAUCUUUAUAUUGAGCGAUUCCUUGUCGCUUUUUUCUUCCUCGGCUUCAGUAUUGAUAUUUUUGGGGCUCCUUACAUCACGUUAUUCAGAAGAAGAUUUUCUCAAAUCCUUGCCUAAAAGAAUGAUAACAGGCCUUUGCACCCUCUUCUUCUCUAUUACAACUAUGAUGAUAGCCUUUUCUACUGCUCUUUUGAUCAUGCUGCGUGGACAUUCAUGGACUGUCAAUCCUGUCAUCUGUUUGGCUAGUAUUCCCGUUACUCUGUUUGUAUUGAUGCAGUUCCACCUUCUGGUUGACAUGUUUGCUUAUACCUACAGAUCAAGCAUCUUUGAUAAGAGAGUGAAGCCUUGGUUUUACUUUCGUUCACUGUACAAUAUACUGUUUAGGUGACGUUCCUUCAAUAUUUAGCGUGCUAGCCAGAGCUCAUGAUUUUUUACUUUUUUUUUUUUUUUUUUAUUCCCUUGGACUUAAGACUGGCGAAUUCACCUAGCCUUCUGUUGCAUAUAUUGUAAUUUUCAUAUUUUAGACCUACUAUCCA
Molecule: messenger RNA, 2578 nt
Organism: Juglans regia (Persian walnut)
Lineage: Eukaryota; Viridiplantae; Streptophyta; Magnoliopsida; Fagales; Juglandaceae
Exons: 8
Coding region: 64-2430 (788 amino acids)
Molecular function (GO): protein binding
Source: RefSeq, a predicted model, not a curated record